Molecule: messenger RNA, 4934 nt
Organism: Caenorhabditis angaria
Lineage: Eukaryota; Metazoa; Nematoda; Chromadorea; Rhabditida; Rhabditidae
Source: the annotation of a GenBank genome assembly
AUGACCUCAAUUAUCAAAUUACAAGUGUUCUCCGGAGCAAAAGACGAAGGUCCGUUAUGUUAUCUGCUCCAAAUUGAUGGCGAUUAUAUUUUGCUUGAUUGUGGUUGGGACGAAAGAUUCGAUACAAAGUAUAUAGAAGAACUCAAGCCAUUCAUACCAAAAAUCAGUGCAGUUCUAAUAUCUCAUCCUGAUAUUCUUCAUUUAGGAGCUUUACCCUACCUUGUUGGAAAAUGUGGAUUACAUGCUCCUGUUUAUGCAACAGUACCUGUUUUCAAAAUGGGUCAAAUGUUUAUUUAUGAUUGGAUUUAUAGUCACAAAGAUGUAGAAGAUUUUCAACACUUCUCUUUAGAAGAUCUUGAUUUAGCAGUUGAACGAGUAGAACAAGUUAAAUACAAUCAAACAGUUGUUCUAAAAGGUGAUUCUGGUGUAAAUUUCACAGCUCUUCCUGCUGGUCACAUGUUGGGUGGCUCAAUUUGGAGAAUUUGUCGAGUAACUGGAGAAGAUAUUAUAUACAGUGUUGACUUUAAUCACAAAAAAGAGCGACAUUUGAAUGGUUGUUCAUUCGAAAAUUUCAAUCGACCACAUUUAUUGAUUACUGGCGCACAUCAUAUUUCAUUACCACAAAUGAGAAGAAAAGAUCGAGAUGAAUUAUUAGUUAAUAAAAUACUUCGAACUGUUCGUCAAAGAGGAGAUUGUAUGAUUGUAAUUGAUACAGCUGGAAGAAUAUUAGAAAUUGCACAUUUAUUAGAUCAAUUAUGGUCAAAUACAGAUGCUGGUUUAUCUACAUACAAUUUAGUUAUGUUAUCGCAUGUUGCUUCGUCUGUUGUUCAAUUUGCAAAAUCACAAUUAGAAUGGAUGAAUGAAAAACUUUAUAGGUCAGUACAAUUCGAAAUUAAUUAGUAACAGUAUGGAAUUUUUGCAGAUAUGAUUCCACGCGUAGCAAUCCAUUUAAUCUUCGAAAUGUUCAUUUAUGCCAUUCCCACGAUGAUCUCAUGAAAAUACGAUCUCCACGUGUUGUUCUUUGCAGUAAUAUUGAUAUGGAAUCUGGAUUUUCUCGUGAAUUAUUUCUCGAAUGGUGUACAGAUUCAAGAAAUGGUGUUAUUCUCACAGGUCGACCAUCUAAUUUCACACUCGCUGCUAAAUUAGUUAAUUUGGCCGAAAACUCGGCGGAUGGAAAAUUGACAACUGAUGAACGAUUUUUGAAUUUGACUGUGAAAAAAAGACAACCUUUAGAUGGUGAAGAAUUGAUAGAAUAUCGAAGAAGAAAAGCGGAAAGAGAUGCUGAAGAAACACGGCAAAAGUUAGUUUUUUUUUUAAAUUUCUCUUUUCAAAUCAGUAUUUUGCUUUUCAGAAUGGAACGUGCUCGUCGUCAAGCUCAUAUAAUGAAUGAUGAAUCAGAUGACAGUGAUGAUGAAGAUUCUCUAAUUAUUACAUCAAAUCAUCAAAAAUUGGGACAUGAUCAAAAAGAUGAUUUCCAUAAUUCAGAUGUUCAUUGUUUCGAUAUAAUGGCAAAAUGGGAUAAUCAACAGAAACAAUCAUUUUUCAAAACAACAAAAAAAUCAUUUCCAAUUUAUCCAUAUCUUGAAGAAAAAGUUCGAUGGGAUGAAUAUGGUGAAAUUAUCAAAUUAGAAGAAUAUACUGUUGCUCCAUUGAAAGAUAUUGUUGUUAAAAAAGGAAAAGAUGAUCAGGUUAUUGUGAAAAAAGAAAGUGAAGAAGAUAUGGAACAUGAAUAUAAUGAACAUGAUGAAAGUGUUGAAGUUGAAGAAAUGCCAACUAAAUGUGUUGAAUACAAAUAUCGAGUAGAGGUUAGUUAUUUUUGCGUGAACUACGGCGUGUCUAUUGGGUUAUCAUUUCUUACUCAGAGAAAAGGUGGUCCAUGGGCAGCCCCUUGGAGUGCCCCGAGGGCUGGUCCUAAGGGCAACACUGGUGCAUUCAAGGGGCGGCCUAGGGGCAAUUAAGAAAAACUAGGGUAUGACGUAUUUAAAUUUUAAAAAUUUUGACGUGGAAAAAAUCAUUUCUGUUUUAAUUUUUAAUUUUCGCCAUGGCAAAAUUCAAAAAAUCUUGCGCCAGGAAAUCAUUCACAAUGGUGAUUACCUUCGGAAAUCUAGUUUAUCUAUUUGAUCAAAAUUAAUCGAAAUCAAAACAUAUUUCAAAGAGAAAACUUUUAUUUUAUAAAAAUGAAGCUUCUCAGAAUUCUCAUUCAUAGUUUUCGGAAUUUCGGCCCUGCUAUACAUUCUCGAAAUAACAGUCGGAACAUCGAAUAAUAAUUUUCUAAUGAGCACAUUCUCUGACUUCUGCAAUUUCGGACUUGGGACUAUUACUUAAGUGAACAACCAAAUUUGAUCAUUUUUUUUCUGGAUCACGCGAAAAAUGUUUUUCCAUUUUUUUUUGUUUUUGUUUUUUUUUCAACCAGGUAAAAAUCUUGCCACGUUUGACUUGUCAAAAAAUACGUGGCGAUACGUGGCGGCCUUUUCUCUUGUUUUUCUCGUUCUCGUCCAGUCAGUACUAAUUAUUCGCUUUCAGGAAAUGGUGAGUUAACAAAAUGAUAAUUCAAAAAACGGUUUUGUUUUCAGAUUUUGCUUCUACAGUACACAUGUUGAUCAAAUGGUUCGCCUCAAAUGAAAAAAAGGGUAAAUAAUUCAUUCCUCUAGCUAAUCUAAUUUUUUCAUUUUUCAGUUAUCGCAAGAAUUUCGGGAUGGACGAUGGAUUUUCAAAAAUUCUUGCUGCCAAUAAAUAUAUUUUUUUUUGAAUUUUGAUUUUCGCAGUAUUAUACAGAUAGCUCACCUCCAAAGUCUCAAAAAAUUCGGAACGUUUUUCCACAAAAUCUGUGGAAUUUGGGCCCUAAUUUUGAGAAACUUUGAAUUUCGGCUGAUUUUCAAAAAUACUGAACUUUUUUAAACCAAAAUGUUAAGGUUUCAUCCAAAUCUUUUACUUUCAAAAAAAUUUCCAGUUAUUUUCUUAAUUACAGAAAAAUAACAAAAAGUUGAGAAUUUCAAAAAAAAAAUGGUUCAGAAGUAUUUUUUUUGGAAGUUUUUUGAAACUCGGGUCAGAAUUGGGUUUUAAACAGUUUUUGUUUGAAUUUUGGCUAUUCUGGCAAUACCAACUUUGAAAAAAAAAUCAAAAUUUCGAAUUUUUUCAAAUAUUGGAGGUGAAAAUAACAUAAGAUAAUGUUCUAUCAAACUACACGAUACAUCACCAAUGUUGGUAAUCAGGCCUGUACCGGAAUUACUGAAUUUUCCGGUUUUUCCACGAAAAAGAUUUUUCGAGUAUUAAAAAUCUGGAAAUGUUCUGUUUUCCGGGUUUCCCUUUUCCGACACAGGCCUGUUUCUGAUGUAUGGAGAAAAAUUUUCAAAUUCCGAAAAUCCAGAAAAAAAUUUACGUCAAAAAAAAUUUUUUUUUCGUGACCUAAAAAAAUGAUCAAAUUUGGUUGUAUACGUAAAUGCGUGUGGACUUGGGCAGCGUGAGAUGACAUAAUUUUCCAAAUUCACAAAUAUUCCAAAUAGAAGUACUCAUAGAAAAAAUUCCUUGAUUUCCUGUUCCUGCUUUUCACCUUGCAAUUUUUUGGGACAUAUAAAAUAUAAUAAAUCGGAAUUGAGUUCCCCACUAUUUUCUUGAAUACCGAAAUAAGUGAAAUGAAAGAAAUUUAUUAUUUUUUGUGAUCGAAGACGUAACUAGGUCACAAAACUAGGUCACGUGCUCAAAAAAUAUCCUUCAAAUUAUUUUUCCCAUUAGAAAAUUUGCCCUUCGUGCUGGUCCGAAGGGCAACACCCCGAAAAUAGGGGCAAACCAAAUUCCUACGGGCAGCCCCGGGGCAAAAUUUUCUCUGAGUAUUUAAUUCUUUAAAAAAUAUUGUUGUUAAUAUUUUCGAAACGUGAACUAGUCGUGGCAUUGUGCAGUUUUUGGAAUUUAAUUUCAUUUCUCAAAUCCUCCAGGUUGUAUGCCGUGUCGAAUUCAUUGAAUAUGAAGGCAUUUCCGAUGGAGAAUCAACUAAAAAACUAUUAGCUGGUCUUCAACCAAGACAAAUUAUAAUUGUUCACGGAUCAAUUCAAGAUACUCGUGAACUUUUUGCAUAUUUCAAAGAUCACGGAGUUGCUCAAGGAAAAAUAGAUGCACCCGCAAUUGGACAACUUGUUGAUGCAUCUGUCGAAUCAUUCAUUUACCAAGUUGCUUUGAGUGAUGCACUUUUGGCUGAUAUUCAAUUCAAAGAAGUUAGUUUUUUUCGGGUUAAAGAAUUCUUCAAAGUUUCUUACUUUUUUCUUCUAGAAAAAUGUUGAUAUUUUCAACAAAAAAGAAACGAAAAUUUUCAUUGCACCAAUUUUUUUCUCUGAAAAAAAUGUCUGAAAGUUUUCUUACAACACAGUUGUGAUUUUCAGAUCUCCGAAGAAAAUGGUCUUGCUUGGAUCGAUGCUCGAGUUGUUGAAAAAGAAGCAAUCGAAGGAUUAACAGCUCUUUCAAUCACCGAUCAACACCAACAUCAACAAUCUUCUUCUGAUUUAAAUAAUGAGGAAAAUGGCGAAGAACCAAUGGAUCAAACUGAACAAAUUCCAACAAAAGAAAGAAUACGUGGCAAUUUGAUUCUUGAUAUUUUACCAAAUAAGCAGAUUCCAUGUCAUGAUGUAAGUUAACUGUUUUUUCUAGUCAUCAGGCCUAACUCAAUAUCUUUACAGGCUGUUUUUGUGAAUGAUCCAAAGCUUACUGAUUUCAAAAAUGUUUUGACAGAAAAAGGAUAUAAGGCUGAAUUUUUGAGUGGAACUUUGUUAAUAAAUGGAGGUAUGUUUUUUUCUGUUUUUUAAUAUCUCAAUUCAAGUUUUUUAUCUUCAGGAACGUGUUCGAUUCGUCGAUGUGAAACUGGGUAUUUUUUGUUGGAAGGCGCACUUUCAAAAGAUUAUUAUAAACUUCGACAUUUGUUUUAUGAUCAAUUUGCUGUUUUAUAA